This is a messenger RNA of Lactuca sativa (garden lettuce), 1279 nucleotides long. RefSeq names its product protein NDR1. The record is from RefSeq and is a predicted model, not a curated record. Gene Ontology annotation, cellular component: plasma membrane; plasmodesma. Lineage: Eukaryota; Viridiplantae; Streptophyta; Magnoliopsida; Asterales; Asteraceae. Gene Ontology annotation, biological process: defense response to other organism.
CUAUUUUCUUUUCUUUUUCUUUUGUGAAUCGAUCCACAUAUUUCAAAGGCUCAAACACCAAAAUCUAACCCUAAAAUCCGUAUAUCUUUCUUCCAAGCCGAUAUCUCGUCGAUAUCGUCUCGAUUCGCCAUUUCCAAUCGCUGAUCAUUUCCAAAUCGAUGAAUUCUGUUCCUUCGUUCACGCCAAUCGUCUUCAGGAGUAGGCUUCCCAACCCCGUACACUUAACCCUGACUCGUACCCUUGAGGUAUGUUAACGAUGAAGACAUACAACAUAAGCUAGUAAGCUUCCAUUGUUGAGAAUGAAUGGCUGCGUUCACACGAGAUAUUUAUUAUUUAAGCCACUUGUAAAUUACUCGGCUGUUUCCCCAUCAUUGGGGAGAAUUUACCUUCAAAACAGUGCGAUCUCUCUCUCUCUCUCUCUCUCUCUCUCUCUCUCUCUCUUCGCCGGAACCCCAACUGAACCAUGUCGGACUACAGCCGCCCCGAUAACGGAUCAGGCUGUUGCAGGUGUUGUUUCAGCUUCAUACUAACCUUAGGUCUCACUUCACUCUUUCUGUGGCUAAGCUUACGCACUUCCAAUCCAGUUUGUUCCAUCCAAGACGUUUACAUUCCCGCUCUCAAUAAAACCCGAAAUUCAACCUCCGAUCAAUCCAUCUACCUCGAUCUGAAGCUCGACAACGAGAACAAAGACAAAGGUAUUUUCUACGACCCACUCAACAUCACUUUACAUUAUUACAUCAACCAAUCAAAUGGAAAUGGAAUCCCUAUUUCCAAUUACGUGCUCAAAGGGUUUUAUCAAGGACAUCAAAAAAAAGCACGCCGGAAAAACUGGACGGACACGCAAGGAGUGCCGUGGGAUGCAGCCGUGAACAUCACUGGUGGUAGACCGCCGGUAUUCAGGGUGGAUUUGGCGACGGCGGUUAGGUUUAAGAUAUUAGUUUGGAAAACAAAGAGACAUAGACUCAUACUUGGGGCUGAUUUUGAAGUUAGUGACAGGGGUCAGAAACUGCAAAAGAAAGGUACACGGUUAAAAUCCGGUGCACCGGAGUUGUUUUCCGGUAAUUCAUGUAUAGCUUUCUCAUUGGUUGUAUUUUGUACAUUAGUAUUGGUGUUCAUUUGAAUUGAAUGCAAGUCUUUUUGUAUUAUUAUUAUUAUUUUUAUGUAUUGUAUAGCUUCUUCAUUGGUUGUUUUUUUUUUCUUUUUUUUAUCUUGGUAUUGGUGAAUGUAAGUCUUUUUGUAUUAUUUUGUGUUAUUAUUUUUAUAUAUUUUUGUAUGUGCA